Messenger RNA from Micromonas commoda, 1272 nucleotides. RefSeq lists its product as hypothetical. The record is from RefSeq and is a predicted model, not a curated record. NCBI's taxonomy places the organism in Eukaryota, Viridiplantae, Chlorophyta, Mamiellophyceae, Mamiellales, Mamiellaceae. Bases 1 to 1272 code for a protein of 423 amino acids. The transcript has a single exon.
AUGGCCCGAUCAUCGACCCCGCGCGCCGCGACUACCGUCGCGGUCGUCGCGUUCGUAGCCCUCGCGUUCGCACCGCUCGCCGUCGACGGCGCAACCCCCCCGUUGUGCAAGUGCCCCGCGUCCUCCGGAGCGUGCACCGCCGCGCAGCUGCUCAGAUCCUCCGAUGGGACAACCGCGUGCGGCGCGGUGGACGCCAACGGCAAGCUGGACGCGUCCGUCGUCCUCGAUUCGACCGCCCAGGCGACGUCGCUCGACCUCACCGGCGUCAAGACCCUGACCGGCUACCUGCGUCUGUCCGCGACGCCCGUGACGACGCUCAAGACGGACGACCUCGUGACCGCCGGGUCGAUCAACAUCGAGACCAACGCCGCGCUCACCGCGCUGUCGUUCCCGGCGCUCACCGGGUUCGCCGGCACGAGCGACCCGGACAGCGUCCUUGAACUCGAGGUCCUGAAGACGAGCGCCGCGCUGGUGAACGCGACGUUCCCGGUGCUCGCCACCGCGUCGAACGUCACGUGCGAAGCUCCCGGCGGCGUGGUGUGCGAUUUACGAUCGGUGACGCAUCUGACGGGGGCGCUUCGCGUUCGAAAUGCCAACCUCGCAGCACUGAAGAACGUGUCCGGGGACGCGUACUUCGACGAACACGACGGCGCGACCGUCGCCGCGGAGAAGCUGGAGCACGUCGGGGGCGAUCUCACGCUCAUGCUCAGCAAAGACGCGAAGGAGGUCAAGCUGCCAAAGCUGGCCAAGGUUGACGGGAAGGUCCUGGUGGACGAGUACUCGGCGGGCGGGGCGAACACGGCGUUGACGGCGCUGAGCUUCCCGGCGUUGACGGACGUCGGGGGUUCGUUCAGGGUGGAGAGCCUGGACGGCCUGGCGGUGUUGCGAUGCGAGGAGCUUAGGAACAUCGGCGGCGCGCUCGAACUCCGGCUGCUCCCCGCGCUCAAGUCUGCGUACUUUCAGAGGGUGGAAAAAGUCAAGAGCGUGUCCAUCGGCGGCGACUUUAAGGAUGCCGAGGUGCACGUGCCGUGCGUCGCGGGUGGGCUCCUGGGCCUCACCACGUCAUCGGGUCAAAACAACGUCAACGCGGUGCCGACGGACAGAGUGACGUGGAAGUGGCCCGACGGUUGUUCGCACGCGCCCGUGGCGGCGCCGGACCCGUCGCCGCCGUCGACGCCGACGCCGCCGAAGAGCGGAGCGCGCGCGGCGGUGGCGACGGGUCGGUUCGCGAUCAUCCUGCCCGCGUUGGCGUGGGGGGUGCGGUUGCGAUAA